GAUAUUCCCCGCCAAUAUCCCAAGAGAUUAUCAUACAAGGGCCGUAUGCCGGCCCAGGAGUCUUCUUUAAAUUUGCACUUGGGUCGCAUCGACGGUCUCUGUCUGAACCCGAUCCAGGCUAUACCGACCUGCUGCUAAGCACCGUGACAUUUGAAGUGGUUCAGUCAAGAUGGUGAACAUUACUGAGAAGAUCAAGGAGAUCGAGGCCGAAAUGGCCCGAACUCAAAAAAACAAGGCCACAGAGUAUCAUCUUGGUCUUCUGAAAGGUAAACUCGCACGCUUGCGGGCGCAAUUACUUGAGCCAGGUCCAGGGGCAGGAUCUGGCGGUGGCACGGGCUUCGAUGUGUCCAAGUCCGGAGACGCCCGAAUUGCCCUGGUCGGUUUCCCUUCCGUCGGUAAAUCGACCUUUCUGUCCAAGAUCACGAAGACGAAGUCAGAAGUGGCUGCAUACUCUUUCACUACGUUGACAGCCAUUCCCGGAGUGCUCGAGUAUCAGGGCGCAGAGAUCCAGAUACUCGAUUUACCUGGUAUUAUUGAAGGUGCCUCCGAGGGUAAGGGCAGAGGAAGACAGGUCAUCAGUGCGGCAAAGACAUCAGACUUGAUCCUUAUGGUGCUGGACGCCACGAAACGGGCGGAGCAGCGUGCGCUCCUGGAAGCCGAACUGGAAGCCGUGGGCAUUCGACUCAAUCGCGAGCCACCCAAUAUCUACGUCAAAGCCAAGAAGGCCGGUGGAAUGAAAAUUACAUUUCAGUCGCCUCCCAAAUACUUGGAUGAGAAGAUGCUGUACAACAUUCUGCGGGACUACAAGAUGCUCAACUGUGAGGUGUUAGUCCGGGACGAAAAUGCAACCGUCGACGAUUUCAUCGACGUCAUAAUGAAAGACCACCGCAAGUACAUUCGCUGUUUGUAUGUGUACAACAAAAUCGACAGCGUUACGAUGGACUAUUUGGACCAGCUGGCCCGCGAGCCACACACAGUGGUCAUGUCCUGCGAGCUGGAUCUGGGCAUAGACGACGUCGUCGAACGUUGCUGGAAGGAGUUGCGGCUCAUCCGUAUCUACACAAAGCGGCAGGGCGAGGAUCCGGAUUUCAGCGAGGCUCUGAUUGUCCGCAGCAAUAGCACCAUCGAGGACGUCUGUGAUCACAUCCACCGCACCAUGAAGGAGACGUUCAAAUAUGCGCUGGUAUGGGGAGCCAGUGCAAAGCACAUACCGCAGCGGGUAGGAUUGAGCCAUCCGGUGGCAGAUGAGGAUGUUGUGCAGAUCGUCAGCGCCUGGAAAGCAUGAGUAGGUAGAAGGUGGUUGUCUGCAUCCAGUAUCUGCGAAUUACCAUCAUUACCAUCAUGCAUUAUGUUCGUACAGGAAUCGAGAAAUAUGCCGGCGUUGACCACGAUUGCAGAAGCGGGAAAUCCGAAAUUACUACUUUUGCAUCGAAAGUUCAAGUCUAUGUAUUGGAUUUCUCUUGUCUUUUCAGACAAUUUCGCGUUCGGAUCAUUCCGUCAUUGUUAUAUGAAUCUGCGGCCAACCUAGUCUAUCUCAAAACUCUCCUUGGAUCGAGACUGCUAACGUUUGCACUGAGCGCUUUGCCGUCAAAAACGAAUUCACUCAUCAAUUUGCCUGUGCCUGGCCCGUUCUGGAUCCCCCAACACGUGUGUCCGGCUGCCAAAUAGAUUCCUUUGGUGUUGGUGAGGCCUACCAGAGGCCCAGCGCCAGUCUCUACUUGUGGCAAGUAACAAGCCUGGCGGACGAGCACUUCCCCGUCCCGCAUUUCAUCGGAAAUGCUUGCACAAUAGUCCACAAUGUCCUGACAUCUUGAGUCAUCGACCUGGACCUCGGCAGUAGAUUUUGGCAGCGGCACAAGAUGGUCUCCUUCGCCGCAAGCGUACAACUCGUUGUUGGGACGAGCGUAUAUCUCCGGACUGACGUUCAUCGCCCGGGACGUGGUACCUUCUUUGAAGUUUUUCGGAAGUGCGAUCUGUGUGAACAGACAGUACGCGGAAACCGGUCGAGUCGGGCGGACCGUCA
Exophiala dermatitidis NIH/UT8656 is the source of this 2023-nucleotide messenger RNA. RefSeq lists its product as uncharacterized. Gene Ontology annotation, biological process: cytoplasmic translation. Bases 170 to 1285 code for a protein of 371 amino acids. The transcript is spliced from 6 exons. Gene Ontology annotation, molecular function: GTP binding; GTPase activity. Lineage: Eukaryota; Fungi; Ascomycota; Eurotiomycetes; Chaetothyriales; Herpotrichiellaceae. The record is from RefSeq and is a predicted model, not a curated record. Gene Ontology annotation, cellular component: cytoplasm.